Diachasma alloeum is the source of this 814-nucleotide messenger RNA. RefSeq names its product trafficking protein particle complex subunit 4 (gene Trs23). The transcript is spliced from 2 exons. The record is from RefSeq and is a predicted model, not a curated record. Gene Ontology annotation, cellular component: TRAPP complex. Lineage: Eukaryota; Metazoa; Arthropoda; Insecta; Hymenoptera; Braconidae. Gene Ontology annotation, biological process: endoplasmic reticulum to Golgi vesicle-mediated transport. Bases 43 to 696 code for a protein of 217 amino acids.
ACUGUCAAACAAAUUUACCAUAACCUAUAGCCCAACACUAAAAUGGUGAUAUACGGUGUUUAUAUCGUCUCGAAAUCCGGUGGAUUAAUAUUCAAUCACGAUCACAAUGUCCCAAAGAUCGAGCACGAGAGGGUUUUUAAUUACCCUCUGGACAUUAAAUUAAUUUACGAAAAUAAAAAAGUCGUUGUUGCCUUUGGACAACGAGAUGGAAUCAAUGUUGGCCACGUCCUGAUGUCGGUAAACGGUGCCCCCCUAGCGGGAACCCUCCUAGAAGACGGUCGUGACGUUCUCGAGGUCCUGGAGGACCCCCAGAACUUCCCAAUCACCCUGAAAUUCAGUCGAGCGAAGAUGACGACAAACGAGAAGAUCUUCCUCGCCUCGAUGUUCUACCCCCUCUUCGCAAUAGCCAGCCAGCUGAGCCCGGAGCCCAGAUCCUCUGGGAUCGAGGUCCUCGAGGCCGACACAUUCCGUCUCUACUGCUACCAGACCCUCACUGGUGUCAAAUUCAUGGUCGUCGCAGAGCCCUCCCAACCUGGCAUGGAGAUCCUGACUAAAAGAGUCUACGAGCUCUACGCGGAUUACGCCCUCAAGAACCCUUUCUACUCCCUGGAGAUGCCCAUCAGAUGCGAACUAUUCGAGACAAAUCUGGUGACGCUUUUGGAGACUGUGGAGAAGUCCGGGAUAAGCAGUGUUUAAUAUCGAUAGGUUUAUAAAGCUCGUUAUAAUAUAUUAUACAUCUGAAUUUAUUUUGUAACACAAUGAUGUAAAUAAUGUCUCUUUAAUUGUAAAAAAAUAUAUUCCAAGAUUUUAUCUA